CGGCCAUUCCCAUUGAUGUGAUAACAGCUGGACCGUGGAUAGGUUCCGUUGCCCAACACGUUUCAACAAUGCCUCAGGUUUCUGUGUCUCCUCUUUCUCUUCCACCUUCUCCUCUUCAAUCAAACCGGAGAAUCUUUCCCGGUCCUCAACGAACCGCCGCUGCUUCCGCCACGGAUUCCGUCUCCACAUUCACUUCGGCUUCCACUUCGAAUUCAACGCCCAAAGUCGUCGUCACCAGAGAGCGUGGCAAGAACGGCAAGCUCAUCUCUGCUUUGGCUAAACAUGAAAUCAAUUGUUUGGAACUUCCACUCAUUGAGCACACACGGGGACCUGAUUUAGACAGGCUUCCUUCUGUAUUAAGGGAUAAUGCAUUUGAUUGGAUUGUCAUAACUUCCCCUGAGGCAGGUUCAGUUUUUCUAGAGGCAUGGAGAGUUGCUGGGAUGCCUCAUGUCAAAGUUGGCGUUGUUGGGGCUGGUACUGCAAGCAUUUUAAAGGAAGCUUUGCAGUCUUCAAAACAAUCGCUUGAUAUUGCCUUUGCACCAUCAAAAGCAACAGGAAAGAUUUUGGCUACAGAGCUUCCUAAGAUUGGAAAUAAAUCCACUGUUCUAUAUCCUGCUUCUGCAAAGGCUAGCAAUGAGAUUGAGGAAGGACUUUCAAAUCGCGGAUUUGAGGUUACUAGGAUGAGUACUUAUACAACGGUACCAAUUCAACACGUUGACCAUAUGGUUCUAAAGCAAGCACUUUCAGCCCCUGUUGUUACAGUAGCUUCACCAUCUGCAAUUCGCAGUGCCUGGAAGAAUCAUCUUUCAGAGUCAGAGUGGAGCAAUUCUGUUGCAUGCAUUGGUGAGACAACUGCUUCAAUGGCAAGAAGGUUAGGCUUCAGAAAUGUGUACUACCCAACGCAACCAGGCCUAGAAGGCUGGGUAGAAAGCAUUCUUGAGGCAUUAGGAUCCCGUGAUGAAUUAUUGAGGUAGUCCUCUGCCCUUCAUAGCAAAACUGGAGAUGUUCAGAUGUUUCUCAUGCAACGAAUUUGAUUAAAAUACUGAUUUGACAUUAUCGAUGGGUUUACUUUCCCUGUUCAGUAGUAUUUUUAGGAAUACUGAAGAGGCUACCAUGAGUUUGUGGUAAAUAGUUUCCAUCAUGUAAAUACCGUACUGCAAUUUGAGAUUUUCUUCUAUUACCAAUUGAGCCCUCAAUUUGUCCCCAAACUUUAUGGAUGUCU
Messenger RNA from Gastrolobium bilobum, 1222 nucleotides. RefSeq names its product uroporphyrinogen-III synthase, chloroplastic. Gene Ontology annotation, molecular function: uroporphyrinogen-III synthase activity. The transcript has 9 exons. NCBI's taxonomy places the organism in Eukaryota, Viridiplantae, Streptophyta, Magnoliopsida, Fabales, Fabaceae. The record is from RefSeq and is a predicted model, not a curated record. Bases 69 to 974 code for a protein of 301 amino acids. Gene Ontology annotation, biological process: uroporphyrinogen III biosynthetic process. Gene Ontology annotation, cellular component: chloroplast.